AAAUACAAAGUGGGGUUACGCCACGUGGACACUCUUCAAGCUCACACCGACCGCGCGACCUUCAUAAUACUGUUGAAAAAUCUCUCCCCCCGGCUUUAAAAACCCUAGACGUUAUAAUUUCACCAGGAUUCUCCGCUUCGCUCUGACCAAUUUCCCAUAUUUUUCUUUGAGGAACGUUCUUGAUUUCUCGAUUCGAUUUCCCCAGUGUAUCAAGUUUUUUUUGAGGCCGCAAUCUUCGGAUAUCCCUUUGAAAAAUCAUAAGCUGAACAUGAGCACUCUUGAAGUGAGGGGGCCUUCUCUCAGAGGGUAUCGAAGGAGAAAAGCCAUGCUCGAUCUGAAUGUUCCACCCAGUGAAAUCAGAGAACUGGAGGGUACUUCGCAACAGGCUGGGUAUGAAGAACAAACUAUCCAAUCCGUGCAGCUUGAACCGCCUGCCACUAUUGAUGUCGAUGCUAUUGAUGAUGAUGCAAUUGAAUCUUCGGCUACAGCUUUUGCAGAGGCUCUGAACAAUUCAAGGAGGAACCGUGGAAGGAUUGUUGUCGAUGUAGAUUCAGUAGGUGUAGCUCACAUGUGGCCAACUCAUAAUAAUCCGAAUAGACUCCGAAGACUUCCUAUGAGCCCAAACAUUAUCGAUUUGGAAAGCUCAACACAGUCGGCGGUGGUGGAAAUUGUAGUGUCACAGCCAACACCAAAGGCACCAACCUUCAACUGCCCAAUUUGCAUGGGGCCAUUAACGGAGGAGACGUCAACAAGAUGUGGGCAUAUAUUCUGCAAGGCAUGCAUUAAAGCUGCAUUAGCUGUUCAGGCGAGAUGCCCGACUUGCAGGAAAAGAGUCACCGUGAGAGGACUAAUUAGGGUCUUCCUUCCAUCGGUAGCUUGAACGUGAACUCCAUGCCCAACUAGUAACGGAUAAUACAAACUGGCCUUAGAAAAAGAAAAAGAGAAAGAUAAAAGAGUCGAUUCAUCCGGUGGUUGUUUCAGUGGAGCUAAUUUUGGAAUUUCUGACUUGGUAGUUUCAAAACUAUGUUUUAGUGGACAAUCGUCUUUAUUCAAUAGCUCAACAAAUUAGUUUAAUGA
This is a messenger RNA of Hibiscus syriacus, 1077 nucleotides long. Its product is annotated as E3 ubiquitin-protein ligase RNF4-like. The transcript has 6 exons. Lineage: Eukaryota; Viridiplantae; Streptophyta; Magnoliopsida; Malvales; Malvaceae. The record is from RefSeq and is a predicted model, not a curated record. The coding region runs from base 269 to 880 and encodes 203 amino acids.